Mytilinidion resinicola is the source of this 1662-nucleotide messenger RNA. RefSeq lists its product as uncharacterized. The transcript has 4 exons. The record is from RefSeq and is a predicted model, not a curated record. Gene Ontology annotation, cellular component: mitochondrion. Lineage: Eukaryota; Fungi; Ascomycota; Dothideomycetes; Mytilinidiales; Mytilinidiaceae. Bases 1 to 1662 code for a protein of 553 amino acids. Gene Ontology annotation, molecular function: catalytic activity; FAD binding.
AUGGCGAGCGUGUCAAGAUUCUCAUUGCCAUUGCGGCGACUGAAAUGCUCUCCCGCCACCCUUCAGAAACAAAGUCGUUUACGGCCUGCAGCUCAAGUACGAUGGGCGACAGCUACAACAGAACCUCACCAGGCGGACAAGAGUGGUGGGACGAAAGAAGCCCCAGCGCCUGCGAAGGCCGUCAAAUUCACCUCAGAGUCAUAUCCAGAGCUUAAACGAGACUCGAAGUACUCUCAAAUCACCCCCGAACAUGUCAAAUUCUUUCAGGACCUUCUCGGGUCAGGGUCCGCCGUUAUAGAUGGCCUCUCUACAGAUGCAACGGAUGAUAUUGAGCCAUUCAAUAGUGACUGGAUGCGCAAAUACCGCGGUCACUCUAAGGUGGUCCUCAAACCAGGAUCCACCGAGGAAGUCAGUAAAAUACUCAAAUAUUGCAAUGAUAAUAUGCUGGCUGUCGUGCCCCAAGGAGGCAACACUGGCCUCGUAGGAGGGUCCGUCCCAGUGUUUGACGAGAUUGUUAUAAACCUACAGCGCAUGACCAAUAUUCGAUCAUUCGAUGAGGUAUCUGGAAUAUUGGUCGCCGAAGCCGGGGUUGUUUUGGAGAUCGCGGAUAGCUUUCUUGCUGAGAAGAACCAUAUAUUCCCCCUGGACCUAGGCGCAAAAGGAUCCUGUCAAAUCGGAGGGAACGUGGCAACCAAUGCAGGAGGGCUUCGGCUGCUGCGCUAUGGCAGUCUCCAUGGAAACGUUCUAGGCAUUGAGGCGGUCCUGCCGGACGGCACCAUUGUGGACGACCUAAUAAAGCUACGGAAGAACAACACCGGUUACGAUAUCAAGCAGCUCUUUAUCGGAGGCGAAGGAACUAUUGGCAUAAUCACUGCAAUAUCCAUUCUGUGUCCCCAGAGGUCCUCGGCUCUUAAUGUGGCUUACUUCGGCCUCGAGAGUUAUGAAAAAUGUCAACAAGCAUUUCGUGAAGCAAAGACUCAGCUUUCCGAGAUUCUGUCCGCAUUUGAGCUCAUGGACGGCCGAAGCCAGAAGCUACUAAACAGAGCAACUGGUAGGAAAUUGCCACUGGAAGGAGAACAUCCAUUCUAUUGCUUGAUUGAAACAAGCGGUUCAAAUAGCGACCAUGAUUCCGAGAAACUAUCAAAUUUCCUCGAACAUGUCAUGGAGUCAGAGAUUGUAUCCGACGGCGUAUUAGCGCAAGAUCAGACGCAAAUCCGGGACCUCUGGUCCUGUCGCGAAGGCAUUCCCGAGUGCCUCGGUCACUGGGGAGGCGUGUACAAAUACGACUUGUCAAUUCCCAUCUCUUCGAUGUAUGAUAUUGUCAAUGACGUCCGCGAUCGAAUGACGGAAGCCGGUCUCACUGGAGACGACGAUGCGCAUCCCGUUGUCGAUGUAGUCGGGUACGGGCACAUGGGGGACUCAAACGUACAUUUGAAUAUACCCGUACGACGAUAUGACAAGAAAGUCGAAAAAGCACUGGAGCCAUUCGUAUAUGAAUGGGUACAAGGAAAGAACGGAAGUAUCAGCGCAGAGCACGGACUUGGCAUUCAAAAGAAGCCUUAUAUAGGUUACAGCCGCAGCGACACAAUGGUCAAACUCAUGAAGCAGAUCAAAGAUCUCUAUGACCCGAAUGGGAUCAUGAACCCUUACAAAUACCUAUAA